Stomoxys calcitrans (stable fly) is the source of this 4197-nucleotide messenger RNA. RefSeq names its product ATP-dependent RNA helicase DHX8 (gene pea). Gene Ontology annotation, cellular component: catalytic step 2 spliceosome; intracellular anatomical structure. Gene Ontology annotation, molecular function: RNA helicase activity; ATP binding; RNA binding. The record is from RefSeq and is a predicted model, not a curated record. The transcript has 3 exons. Gene Ontology annotation, biological process: mRNA splicing, via spliceosome; spliceosomal complex disassembly. The coding region runs from base 281 to 4090 and encodes 1269 amino acids. Lineage: Eukaryota; Metazoa; Arthropoda; Insecta; Diptera; Muscidae.
GCUGUAUUGCUGUAUAAACGUUGAGGAUAUACAACGCGAAAAAGACCCAUUAAUAAAUAAAAUUAAAAUUAAUUGCAUAUUCAUCGACAGAAUAGUAGGGAUAAAUAGCAGAAGCUAGAUAUAUUGAGCAUACGCAUCGAUCGCAUUGAAGAAAAUGGACUGCAAGCAUUGAGGUCUGGACUUGCAAAAAUAUUUUCGAUAAUGUCAUAAAGUCUUUCUUUCCAUAAGCUUAUAACUUGACGCAGAUAAAAAUCACACACACAAGAGCCUGAUCGCAACAAUGGACGAAUUACAGAAAUUAGAACACUUAUCACUGGUGUCCAAAUUGUGCACCGAAUUGGACAAUCAUUUGGGCAUCAACGACAAAGAUUUGGCAGAGUUCAUAAUAGAUCUACAAUCAAAAAAUCCCACAUUUGAGACUUUUCGUAAGGCUUUGAUUGAUAAUGGCGCUGAAUUUCCCGACUCCUUAAUAACCAAUCUUGAGAGAAUCAUCAAAUUGAUGAAACCCACAAGUAAUGGGGGCAAUGCAGACAAAACCACGUUCGAGGGCAAAUCUUCAGACUCUAAUUCGAAAACAGAAAAGCUAGCUCUAAUGUUUCCGGGUUUGGCAAUGGCCAAUGAUAAAUUCAGCAAAACUGAUGCUCUAGAAGGAAAUUCGGAGAGUGACAGUGAAGCUGAUGAGAAAAGGGAGAAAAAGGAUAUUAAAAAGAAGAUUAAAAAUGACGAAUUAAAGGCAGUGGAUGAUGCCAUGUUGGAAUUGGAAGCCUUGGCUCCCGAAUUUGCUGCAAAAACAUCAAAAGUAGAAUCAAAGGAUAUAAAAAAGAAAUCGGAGAAGAGAUCAAGAUCUCGCUCGAGGUCAAGAGAAAGGCAUCGUGACCGUGACCGUGACCGAAAGAGAGAUAGAAGUCGAGAAAGGCAUAGAGAAUCGGAGAGUGUUAGAAGUAGAGACAAGGAACGUCACCGGGAAAGAAAUAGACGUUCUAGAUCAAAAUCGCGCAAUCGUAGUGACCGCAGAAGAUCUCGUUCCAGAUCUAGGGAAAGCAGCAGAAAGCAUAGACGUUCCAGAAGCCGUUCCCGUGAUCGUAGUGAACGCAAAAGGCGUUCAAAAUCGCGAUCUAAGGAACGCUCAAAACACUCCAGAAGAUCUAGAUCACGUGAAAGCAAACGUGACAAAAUGCCUCCGCCAGCACCGAUGGCCGAUGAUCCGGAACCCGGCAAGAUAUACAGCGGCAAAGUGGCAAAUAUUGUACCUUUUGGCUGCUUUGUUCAACUUUUCGGUUUAAGAAAACGUUGGGAAGGUUUAGUGCACAUCUCACAACUACGCUCCGAAGGUCGCGUUACUGAUGUUACAGAGGUGGUAAACAGAAAUUCAACAGUAAAAGUUAAGGUUAUGUCAGUUACGGGCCAAAAGGUUUCUUUGUCAAUGAAAGAAGUCGACCAAGAGACAGGUCAGGAUUUAAAUCCUUUGUCACAUGCACCUCCGCCAGAGAACGAACUAAGAGAUCGUAAUCCUGAUAGGCCAUUUGGGGGUGGUACCUCGCUGCUCAAUUUACAAGGCGGCGCCGACAAUGAUGAAAGCGAUUCCCGCAAAAGAGUUACCCGCAUCUCAAGCCCCGAACGCUGGGAAAUCAAGCAAAUGAUAAGUUCUGGAGUAUUGGAUCGCAGUGAGUUACCCGAUUUUGAUGAGGAGACUGGUCUGGUACAUAAGGAUGAGGACGACGAAGAAGACAUAGAAAUAGAAAUUGUUGAAGAAGAGCCUCCUUUCUUAUCCGGUCAUGGCAGGGCCUUACAUGACCUAUCCCCUGUGCGAAUAGUGAAAAACCCCGAUGGGUCUCUGGCGCAAGCGGCUAUGAUGCAGUCAGCUCUCUCCAAGGAACGCAGAGAACAAAAAAUGUUGCAAAGAGAACAAGAUAUGGAUGCUGUUCCCACGGGUCUAAGCAAAAAUUGGAUUGAUCCCUUGCCAGAUGAAGAUUCUAGUCGCACCUUGGCCGCCAAUGUCAGGGGAAUGGGCUCGGCUCCCAUGGAAGUGCCUGAAUGGAAGAAACAUGUUAUUGGUGGCAAAAAGUCUUCGUUUGGCAAGAAAACAGAUAUGUCGCUGGUGGAGCAAAGAAAGUCCCUGCCCAUUUACAAGCUACGUGAUGAUUUAAUCAAAGCUGUGACCGAUAAUCAAAUUUUAAUUGUCAUCGGUGAGACUGGUUCGGGAAAAACUACACAAAUCACCCAAUAUUUGGCAGAGUGUGGUUUCACAAAUCGUGGAAAGAUUGGUUGCACACAGCCUAGGCGUGUGGCCGCAAUGUCUGUGGCAAAAAGAGUGGCAGAAGAGUUUGGUUGUCGUUUGGGACAAGAAGUGGGCUACACCAUUCGUUUCGAGGACUGCACCAGCCCCGAGACUGUUAUCAAAUACAUGACAGAUGGUAUGUUGCUGCGUGAAUGCCUCAUAGAGGCAGAGUUAAAGUCCUACUCUGUCAUUAUGUUGGAUGAAGCCCAUGAACGUACCAUUCACACCGAUGUACUCUUUGGUCUUUUAAAAACCGCUGUACAAAAACGACCAGAAUUGAAGUUGAUAGUAACCUCGGCCACAUUGGAUGCUGUAAAAUUUUCCCAGUACUUCUUUGAGGCUCCCAUCUUCACCAUACCUGGUCGCACAUUCCCGGUGGAGGUGUUGUACACCAAAGAGCCAGAGACUGAUUAUUUAGAUGCCUCUUUGAUAACGGUAAUGCAGAUACAUUUAAGAGAACCACCGGGUGACAUUCUACUCUUUUUGACUGGCCAAGAGGAAAUCGAUACCGCCUGUGAGAUUUUAUAUGAAAGAAUGAAGAGUUUGGGUCCAGAUGUACCAGAACUAAUUAUUCUACCGGUAUAUUCCGCCCUGCCAUCUGAAAUGCAAACCAGAAUUUUUGAUCCGGCACCGCCGGGCAGUCGUAAAGUGGUAAUUGCCACAAAUAUUGCCGAAACAUCGUUGACCAUAGAUGGUAUUUUCUAUGUGGUGGAUCCGGGGUUUGUUAAACAAAAGGUUUACAACUCGAAAACGGGAAUGGAUUCUUUGGUGGUUACUCCAAUAUCUCAGGCUGCUGCUAAACAAAGAGCUGGUCGCGCUGGUCGUACAGGUCCUGGAAAAUGCUAUCGUUUGUAUACCGAACGGGCUUAUCGAGACGAAAUGUUGCCCACACCCGUUCCAGAAAUUCAACGCACAAAUUUGGCUACCACUGUUUUGCAAUUGAAGACUAUGGGCAUCAAUGAUUUGUUGCAUUUUGAUUUCAUGGAUGCCCCACCUGUUGAAUCUCUGGUUAUGGCUUUGGAGCAAUUGCAUUCACUAUCGGCUUUGGAUGAUGAGGGCCUACUGACGCGACUUGGCAGAAGGAUGGCUGAAUUCCCUCUAGAGCCAAAUCUUUCGAAAAUGCUCAUUAUGUCGGUGGCCCUACAGUGCUCCGAUGAAAUUCUGACCAUUGUCUCAAUGUUGAGCGUUCAGAAUGUCUUCUACAGGCCAAAAGACAAACAGGCCUUGGCCGAUCAGAAAAAGGCGAAAUUUAAUCAAAUCGAAGGCGACCAUUUGACCUUGCUGGCAGUGUACAACAGUUGGAAAAAUAAUAAGUUUUCCAAUGCCUGGUGUUAUGAGAAUUUCGUGCAGAUACGAACGCUCAAACGGUCACAGGAUGUACGCAAACAAUUGCUGGGUAUCAUGGAUAGACACAAACUGGAUGUGGUGUCGGCCGGUAAAAAUUCUGUGCGCAUACAAAAGGCCAUUUGUUCUGGUUUCUUUCGCAAUGCCGCCAAAAAAGAUCCCCAAGAAGGUUAUCGUACUUUGGUAGAUUCUCAAGUAGUUUAUAUACAUCCGUCGAGUGCCCUGUUCAAUCGUCAGCCAGAAUGGGUGAUAUACCAUGAAUUGGUACAAACCACUAAGGAGUACAUGAGAGAAGUAACAACCAUUGAUCCCAAAUGGUUGGUAGAAUUCGCCCCAUCAUUCUUCCGUUUCUCCGAUCCAACGAAAUUGAGUAAAUUCAAGAAGAAUCAAAGACUGGAGCCCUUGUAUAAUAAAUAUGAAGAGCCAAAUGCAUGGCGUAUUUCCAGAGUGCGCAGGCGAAGAAAUUAAGAAUGCAAAUGCAAUCGUUACAAUUACAUAUGUAUGUGGUUACACUUUAAGAAAAUAUAGUUUAAUGUGCAUUUUAUUUUCAAUAAAAUGUAAAAUUUUAUAAAACA